UUAAGAAACGUCCAAAGAAACCCAGACGGUUGCGACGGAAACCGAUGGAUUGUCAUCAAUGUGGAGAACAUUUUGAAACACAAGCGGCGUGUAUGCGUCAUCAUAUAGCUGAACAUCCGCGCACUUCAUUCUUCUCGUCCACCGAGAGACAUAUCUGCGAAAUUUGCGGCGCCUCCCUGGCGGUAAGUUGACGCAUUUGCAUUUACCUAAUAAUGUCAGCAU
This is a messenger RNA of Diatraea saccharalis (sugarcane borer), 222 nucleotides long. The record is from the annotation of a GenBank genome assembly. Lineage: Eukaryota; Metazoa; Arthropoda; Insecta; Lepidoptera; Crambidae.